AUGUGUGAUAGAAAGAAGAAGGAGGAGAAAGAAAGAAUGAUCAGAGAGAUUGGAGAAGCGAAAACGGAGGGAAAGGUAUGGGAGUUGAUAGGCAGAGUAAGGAAGAGAAGAAGAAGGGUGAAUGAAGAGAUAAAACCGGAAGAGUGGAAGGAGUAUUUCAUGGAUUUGAUGGGUGGAGUGGAGAACAGAGUGGUAAAGGGAGAGGGAGACAGAAGCAGACAGGAGGAAAAAGAGAUAGGAUUAGAAGAGAUAAGAAACGUAAUAAAGAAACUAAAGACGGGAAAAGCAAUAGGCAAUGACGGGAUACCUAACGAGGCAUGGAAGUACGGAGGAGAAGAAAUGGUGAAAUGGAUAUGGGAGGUAUGCAAACGUGUCUGGAGAGAUGAUAUUGCACUGCUGGCAGAGGAGGAGCAGGACAUGAGAUCGAUGAUAAGCAGGUUAGAAGGAUAUCUAGACAGAAAAGGGUUAACUCUGAGUAUAGAGAAGUCAAAGGAGAAUGGAGGGCAGGAGGCGCAUAUCAGAAAGAGAAGAAGGAAGGCAGCAAGAGUAAUGAGGAAAGUAUGGGGGAUAAGGAAGAGGAUGUGGAAAAAGGACUCCAAAAGAAGGAUCUGGCUAUACGACAUACUGAUAUGGACAGUGAUGGGAUACGGGGCAGAAGUAUGGGGAUGGAAGGAGAGGAGGGAGGUAGAAGGUAUUCACGAGAGAUAUCUUAGAUGGGUACUUGGAGUAAAUUGGAGGACGCCCGGAUAUAUGGUCAGAGACGAGCUAGAAAGAGAGAAGAUGAGAAGUAGAGCAAGCAAGAGAACAUGGAAAUUUGAAAGAAAAUUGGAAGAAGGUAGAGGAGGAGAGAUAGCAAGAAAGUGUUUGGAAGAAAUGAAAGAGAGAUGGAAGAGAGGAAAGGUAAUAGGGAGAUGGGAGCAGAAGAGAAAAGAUUAUUUGGAAGGGAUCGGAGUAGAAAUGGAAGGAGGAGAGGAGUUGGAGGAGGAGGAAUUGGAAAAGAAGGAGAGAGAUAAGGAGAGACAAGAAAGGAUGGAAAAGAUCGUAGGAUCGAAGUACAACAGAUGGUAUAAGAGUAUAAGGAAGGACGAGAUCCCGGACUAUCUAAUGAAGGGAUGGGAGGAAGCAAAAUGGAACAGGAUUGCAAGAUUCAGACUGGGUAACAAAGUGAGGGAAGGACUAUACUGGGAAAAUGAGGAGGACAAAAAAUGCAGGAUGUGUGGGAAGAAAGAGGAAACAUGGGAACAUGUAUGGGAGGAAUAUCAGCAUCGUGGAAUCCACGUGGACAUUCGAGUGGACAAUCCGCUCAAGAACGGUACUGUAGUCCACGUGGAUGAGAUCAUCGAUUUGACGUGA
Molecule: messenger RNA, 1353 nt
Organism: Temnothorax curvispinosus
Lineage: Eukaryota; Metazoa; Arthropoda; Insecta; Hymenoptera; Formicidae
Product: golgin subfamily A member 6-like protein 22
Exons: 4
Coding region: 1-1353 (450 amino acids)
Source: RefSeq, a predicted model, not a curated record